Molecule: messenger RNA, 913 nt
Organism: Mollisia scopiformis
Lineage: Eukaryota; Fungi; Ascomycota; Leotiomycetes; Helotiales; Mollisiaceae
Exons: 3
Coding region: 272-913 (213 amino acids)
Source: RefSeq, a predicted model, not a curated record
CAAUAAUACAUUGUGAAGAUCGACUCCAGACUCCAAAGCAAUGAAUCUAAUUGUUGGGGGUUUCAAACAAUAAGUUGAGCACAAACCCAAAUCUUGAAACAGGAUCGUCAGUGACGUCUUGUCUGAGCCCAUCCAGCUAGCCUUGUGCCGUUCGUCAACAUCAACACUCACCUCACUUCACACAACCCACCAUCAAAGCCUCUAUUCCAAUCAUUACACUUACCUCUCUUGACGAAUUGAUCCUCCGCACCUCCCUCCACCGUAACCCAACAUGACAGACCUAACCCCAAAUCCGCCCUCUCAAAUCAACAUUCGCUACCCCUCCCUCUACCAAACCUCCUCCGCCUCAGCUACCCAAGAAGAAGCACCAGCCUGGCAACCACCCCCACUAGAGUUCCUCGAGCGGACAUGGACCGUUACCCAUAGCACGCUGCCCAUGUGGCGCAAAGCGAAGAACGUGAGGAUUACGUAUAAAAUUAUCCCCGGAAACGGCACGGGGACAGGGACGGGGCCGGUGUUGUUGGAUGAUGUGGUUGAGAGUGUACCUACUGCACGGACGUUCCUCCCACAACCGAGGAUGAUUAAGGGCGUCGAUACACCGGAUGAGAAGGUGCCGGCGGCGUGGAAUUGGAUGGGGAGGGGGUGGUUGAGGAUUACUAGUAGUCAUUGGGAGGUCUUGGGGUGGGGAGAAAGGGAUGGAGAGGGGGAUGGGGGGAAGGAGAGGUGGGUUGUUACGUGGUUUGCGCCGAGUUUGUUUACGCCGGCGGGGGUGGAUGUUUAUUCUGAUCGGAGGGGAGGGGGGAGUCACGCGUUGGUGGAAGAGUUGUUGCGGAGGUUGGAGGGGUUGGGGUGUAGGGAGGUGAGUGAGGUUUGUAGGGGGGAGAUGAGGAAGGUUGUUGUUGAUGAUGCUUAG